GUGGGCUGGAGUGGUCCAGCUGCGGGGCCGAGGUGCAGCGAGCCACAGGGUCGAUCCAUAGCGCCAUGGCCUGCAUCCUCAAGAGGAAGCCCGUGAUUGUGGUGAGCUUCAUAGCCCUGUGCAUCUUGCUGCUAGCCAUGCGCCUUGUCAAUGAUGCGACUUUCCCUUUGCUCCUGAACUGCUUUGGACAGCCUAAGACCAAAUGGAUCCCUUUGCCCUACACAUUCAGGCAGCCUCUUCGAACUCACUAUGGAUACAUAAAUGUGAGGACCCAAGAGCCUUUGCAACUGAACUGUAACCACUGUGCCAUCGUGUCAAAUUCAGGUCAAAUGGUCGGGCAGAAGGUGGGGGAAGAGAUAGACCAUGCAUCGUGCAUCUGGAGAAUGAACAACGCCCCAACCAAGGGCUUUGAGGAAGAUGUCGGCUACAUGACAAUGGUCCGAGUUGUGUCACAUACCAGUGUCCCUCUCUUGCUGAAAAAUCCCGACUAUUUUUUCAAAGAAGCAAGCAGGACCAUUUAUGUCAUCUGGGGCCCUUUCCGCAACAUGAGGAAGGAUGGUAACGGCAUCGUGUACAACAUGUUAAAGAAGACGGUCGAUGCCUAUCCAGACGCGCAGAUCUACGUGACGACAGAGCAGCAGAUGACUCACUGCGAUAGAGUGUUUAAGGAUGAGACUGGAAAGGACAGAGUCCAGUCCGGCUCCUACCUCAGCACCGGCUGGUUUACCUUUAUCCUGGCUAUGGACGCCUGCUACAGUAUCCACGUCUACGGGAUGAUAAAUGAAACCUACUGCAAGACAGAAGGGUAUAGAAAAGUCCCCUAUCAUUACUAUGAACAAGGGAAGGACGAGUGUAAUGAAUAUCUUCUCCAUGAACAUGCCCCGUACGGGGGACACAGGUUCAUCACCGAGAAGAAAGUGUUUGCCAAGUGGGCCAAGAAGCACAGAAUAGUAUUUACACACCCGAACUGGACGCUGUCCUGAUGCCGUGCUUCCUGACUGUGACACUGCAGCUGUGGUGAAGAGAGGCUGAUGGUGGUGACGGUGUGGGCAGGAUGCUCAGGGUGUGACCAUGGUCCUGGACAUUCUCUGGUGUGGAUACUGACUCUGUUAGUAAUUUGAACUUGGCAUUCUGUGGGAGGUGGUCAUGUUCAUUCUGAUCUUUCUGAUGGUUCAGCCCUAUGAAUUGCACUUUAAAACUUACCUACAGUUGAAAUGAAGGCCAGUGACCUGAUGGCUGUGACUAAAGAAAACACGAAGAUUACCUUUCAAGAUAGCUGCUCAGAAUUCUUCAAGAGGCUUCCAGAAGUGACGACUCACCCUGCUUCAGGCAAGGUUACUGAGUGCACGGGCUGUUCCCCAUCUUGGAAAAUGGUGGACUAUCAAACACUGUCCCAAGUCAUUCUUCAGGGUAUAGAUGUCAUGCCACAGUUACCAGUCAGCCUGACAGAGGGGAGGUAUCUCUUUUUGAUAUGCCAUCUUCCUUCCACAUGUCUCUCAGCGAAAGCCUCAGGCCACCUACCUAAAUGUAGCAAUGAAGGCAUUCUGUAAUUCCUGCGUACCAGGAUUACUGGACUAUCUCAGAGACUUAAUUCAAAAUGUAUCAAGUAGCAAAUAUUGACAAAUUUUCACUCAGACAGCUGUGCUCUCACUACUCAAAACAAUAUAACUAAACAUAUUAUUACAGUUACCUACAUUAAUGUUUAGUUAUUUUUGGUUGAGUGCUAAAUAUUAACAUGUUAGAUGUACUUCAACACUGUAAGAACACAUACUGUGAAUGCAUUUCUUGAGCAUAACCAAAGGGUUCCUCUCUCUGCUUCAGCACUCAGUACCAACAAAUGAGAUGCUUUUUGAAUCACAAAACAGGGAAAGCAAGACAUAUUUUUGCAUCAAUUUGUAUCCUAUCAUAUUCAUAAUAUAUAUUUUUAAAUUCAAAUUUCUAUUUUAUAAGCUGAAGGGGUAUCUCUCCAUAUACAUUAUCAAUGCCAAGUGCCAAACACUCUUUAUACCAUCAAACCCAGGCCGAGCUUUUGCCUUCAUGGGGUUGACCGUCCCUUAGGUUAUCAGAUGUUCUGCUAGGACAGUAAAAUGGUGACGAGCUUACUUCCCAAAGUGCUUCGCUAUGCUUCACAUAUGCUGUGUGCCAUGUGACACCCACGGCCACCUUGUGACACCCAUGGCCGCCUCACUGGACGAUUGCCGGCACACUCUGCCAUCCCCAGCAGCUGAUCUGCAUUGUUAGCUGUGUUCCUGUGUCCCAGGUUGCUCUGCCUCAGAAUAUAUGUAUAGAGUAGCAUUUGUGUAAAUUAGUAUAUGAUUGAGUUCUCUGCCAAAUACAGCAUAGCGUACCGAGAUUAUACAAGAUGACCACAAGGAUGGCUGUGUCAUAGAUCAGUACCCUAUAAGCUUAGAUACUUUUAAUGUUUUUGUUUCUGUCAGUGGCUCUGUUCCAGGGCUCGGGGACAAUGGAUAGGAAUGGAAGCAGAGAAAUACAGUUUCCUGGUCUAGGCCUGAGACAGCUUCCUUCUCCGUAGAUCAAUGAUCCUUAAAUAUUAGAAGUUGGUUUUCUGAGACAGUACCAAGCAUCUAUAAAUAUCUUGGCACAACAAUUCAAAAGCUAAAACCAGGCUGCAUUUAAUGUUUUAGAGCUGGAAAUAACAAGACACCUCACCUGUAGAACCUUGACAGGGCUUGCCUAGGACUAAAGGCCAUGCAACGUCAUUAAGAUGUGCAUCUUUCCUACCCUACACUGUCACACUGAUAGAUAUCCCACACCCACACCCACAAGAGUUACCCAGCCCCAACCUCAUCCCUGGGAGGAGUGGUUAUUCUAUUGUUUGCUUAUAUGACUUUUUUUUUUUUUUAGUUCUAUGAAUGUUAGAUUUUAGAGCUGAUAGUGGAUCAAAAUGCCCACUUAAAGGAAAAUAAAUAAUAGCAAUGUUAAAAUGUCAAUGUGAACGUUGUUUUCUCUCAGUUGUGAUACAGUUCUGCUUUUACAUGAAAUGAACACUCAGUUAUCUGAAUGCCUUCAGGAGUGCGUAACCUGAUUUGUGUCACUGCCUAGUCAGUGGUGGGCUAACUAUUUUGGUGUUUACAGAUGAGAGACUCAACAAACAUACUCUCCUGCCUCCCUAAAGGGAGCAAUAGCUUCCUCUUGUGUGGGCUUUCCUCACACUGUGUGUGUGAAAAAGGCAGCGUCCAAAUUUAAGCCUGCAGUCGUCUGGAAUGGCAUAGACAGUGGCCCUCACCCCCCUUCUAUCUCCCUCCCCCUUCUCUCUCCUUCCCCCCUUUCUCAGCUCUCCUACUUCUCUUCUCUCUCCUCCUCCUCCUCUUCUCUCUCCUCCUCCCCUCUUCUUCUCCCUCCUCCCCCAUCCUCCUCCAUCCUCUUGCUUUCUCCUUGUUGUCUGUCUCUUUUUUUGCAAAGUAUGAAACCAAAAGCACUCCAUGAAGGCCCAGUUGAGUGCCUUUGCAGUGAGGGCUUUGACCAUCGCUCAGGAGUUUCCUUCCUCUGAAGUAACACUUUUCUCUGCUUCCAUUUUCUGUCCCUUUCUUCCAGCCUUAGUUCUGGUAGAAAUGCAAAGUCUAAUUUCUCCCAUGUGAAGGAGAAAUUUUCCAUCUUGGACUUGCUGAGAGAGUGAGACAAGUGGGUGGGCGAGGGAGGGCAUUAGUCACACAAAGCUCCCAUCGGCCCUGCAGGUACUAGUCCACCUUAAGAUUUUUAUCCACACCCAAACAUUAAAGUUAAAUGACCUCACUCAGCACUGCUACAUAACUACCUAUAUAUUAAUUAAUAGUUAUGAAAAGAAAAAUGGAAAUGUACACAGAGACACCACAACUUGAUGGCAUACAAGAGAGUGAGAGACUCUGGAGUACUCUAUCCUAAGAAAUAUUUUUAAAUAAAGUCAUAGAAUAUUA
Messenger RNA from Mus caroli (Ryukyu mouse), 3914 nucleotides. RefSeq names its product ST6 N-acetylgalactosaminide alpha-2,6-sialyltransferase 3 (gene St6galnac3). Gene Ontology annotation, molecular function: alpha-N-acetylgalactosaminide alpha-2,6-sialyltransferase activity. Gene Ontology annotation, biological process: ganglioside biosynthetic process; oligosaccharide metabolic process. The record is from RefSeq and is a predicted model, not a curated record. Lineage: Eukaryota; Metazoa; Chordata; Mammalia; Rodentia; Muridae.